GUUGAGAAGCGCGCUCUUCACUCAGCUUACAGUCUCAUUACUGAGAGCAGCUAAACCCAAACUUGAGUGGAAUUAAGCCGCGCUUUCCAGCUUCUGGCUUUUUUUGCGGAUAUCCUGACGCAAAAUAUACUCAGAACCAUGCCUGUGUCCAGAAUGCGCAUGCGACCUUGGCUGGAGGACAAGAUUGACUCCAACUCAAUCGCUGGACUCGUCUGGGUAGACAAGGAGCAGAAAAUGUUCUCCAUUCCGUGGAAGCACGCUGCACGCCAUGGAUGGGAGAUGGACAAAGACGCCUGUCUAUUCAAGCAGUGGGCCAUCCAUACCGGCAAGUUCAAGCCAGGAGUGACAGAGCCUGACCCCAAAACCUGGAAGGCCAAUUUCCGUUGUGCCAUGAACUCCCUGCCAGACAUCGAAGAAGUGAAGGACAAAAGCAUCAACAAAGGCUGCGAGGCCGUGCGGGUGUACCGCAUGCUGCAAGUUGUGAAGAACAAAAGCAAGCGGUCGCCAAGCACUGCAGAUGGCAGGAGGAAAAGAAAGGUGGCGAAGGUAAAGACAGAGAAAAUGGAUGUAGAGGAGACAUCAACUGAUGGGCCAACUUACAAGCAGAAAGAGAUGAGGACUCAGGAGAACACGGUCGACAGCACUGAAAACUUGAACACAGCUACCUCCACUUAUGAUGUGCCUGACUGUUCUGGAUAUGAAGUGGAAAUCGGCCCUGACAGCACAAACGACUUCACAAGCAGGUUCCAGGUUUCACCCGCUCACUCAACAGACUACGAGGAGAAACAAGCCAUUGUUGAGAUUACACGGCAAUUGGAACUUGAUAGUUCGCAGUGGCUUCAAAGUACUAGCAGCGGAAAGGGGUUCCUGUGCAAUGAAGUAGGCAUGACAGAAUCUUUCCACAGUCCAGAGAGCCAGUGGAGUGAUAACUCAGGAGAGGAGCUAGAGUUGCGGUUUUACACAGAACUAAGCUCGGGUUUGCCCAGCGAAGACGUGCUAAGCUACACAGACAUGUGGAACAGCAACCAGUACACCAACAGCUUCCCACAGAUCAGCUGCCUUCUCUGAGACUACUGGACACUCAGUUUGAACUUUCUUCAUCUUACCUCAUUGUCUAGGUAUAAAAAAACCAAAAAAAAAACCAAAGACAUUUUACCUUCCACCAACCAUGAACUCAGAUCACCCUAAGGCACUCUUGCGAGAGCCCAACUCCUGAACUCAACAGGACAGACACCAGAGAUCCACGUGCUUGUGACGGAUGCCGCAUCAAAGAUGUUUGUUGUAGUUACACUAGGGUCAAAUCCCAUCAGGUUUCUUGCAAUUCUACUGAUGCUCAAUAGCCACAAUCCUUAACUCAGAAAGACAUUCAAUGUGAAGUCCAUUUGAUGUUUAUGAACAGAAAUCAUGGUGAAUGCCAUGCUACCAGUAGUCUUGACGUGUCGUUGCUGUAUCAACAGUUGGACUGCAACAGCUAUUGCCUAUUGGUCUCUUAAGGAUUGUGGCCUGUAUAUAAACAUGACCAUAUACUCUCAUAUAAUGUGACAUUUGGCAAAUUCCGUUAUUUACACAUCAGGGUUGAAUGUGUUUUUCCUCCAACUUUACAUUACAUUGCAUAAUAGUGAUACUAUGAUAAGCUCUUGUGUGUUUUGGGUGAAAGGGCUUUUAAGCCAUAUAUGUAUAUAGUGUACAAAAUUUUUGUUUUUUAA
Molecule: messenger RNA, 1706 nt
Organism: Pygocentrus nattereri (red-bellied piranha)
Lineage: Eukaryota; Metazoa; Chordata; Actinopteri; Characiformes; Serrasalmidae
Gene: irf1b
Product: interferon regulatory factor 1b
Exons: 9
Coding region: 139-1068 (309 amino acids)
Biological process (GO): regulation of transcription by RNA polymerase II; immune system process
Cellular component (GO): nucleus
Molecular function (GO): DNA-binding transcription factor activity, RNA polymerase II-specific; RNA polymerase II cis-regulatory region sequence-specific DNA binding
Source: RefSeq, a predicted model, not a curated record